AUGGACAGAGAAAGGCCGCAGAUCAUCUAUGCCCUCGUCAUCCGAGGACAGAGAGUGGUUCUGGCCGAGUACACUGCUUUGGCGGGCAACUUUCAGCAGGCCACCAUCCAGAUCCUCCAGAAGCUGGAGAGCACCCAUGAAUGGAAAUCUUACAUUUACGGCGAGUAUGCCUUCCACUACAUCGUGGACCAAUCCCUGAACCUGUGGUUCGUGUGUAUGGCGGAGCGACUCCUGGGCCGGCGCAUCCCCUUCGGCUUCCUGCAAGCCGUGCAGGAUGGGUUCCUGGAAGCGUACACGGCGGAGCAGGUGGAGAGCGCCAUCGCCUACGGGAUGCAGGAGAACUUCCGAGAGCGGCUCCGGGAGCUCAUGGAGAGGUACAACUCCCAGGAUGUGGACCGCGUGCAGUCCAUGAUGGCCAAGGUGCAGCACAUCAACGACCACCUUAUGGACAGCAUCGACAAGAUCCUGGAGCGGCAGGAGAAGAUCGACUUGCUGGUGCAUCGCAGCGAAGUUCUUUCAGCGUCCGCCAGCAGCUUCCGCCGGGAUGCCGAGCACCUGCGCCGUCGAGUUUGGUGGCAGAACGCCAGGACGAUGGCCGUGAUGGCCUGUGUCCUGGUCAUUGCAAUUCUGGUAGUGGUGCUGGCGUCAUGCGGCUUCUCUUUCUCGCAUUGCUGA
Molecule: messenger RNA, 675 nt
Organism: Symbiodinium natans
Lineage: Eukaryota; Dinophyceae; Suessiales; Symbiodiniaceae
Source: the annotation of a GenBank genome assembly